Molecule: messenger RNA, 8607 nt
Organism: Ochlerotatus camptorhynchus
Lineage: Eukaryota; Metazoa; Arthropoda; Insecta; Diptera; Culicidae
Gene: Mgtor
Product: Megator
Exons: 9
Coding region: 402-8306 (2634 amino acids)
Biological process (GO): mRNA export from nucleus; protein import into nucleus; regulation of mitotic spindle assembly
Cellular component (GO): nuclear pore
Molecular function (GO): structural constituent of nuclear pore
Source: RefSeq, a predicted model, not a curated record
GCAGAAGCCGACAUUGUUGUUAAGUUCGUGUGCGUCGUGUUCCGCCGUCGUCGCGUUGUCUCCCAUUUUUCAGUGAAAAUUUACCAAAAAUCGGCAUGUUUCCAGUGAUUGCAAGUUAAUAAACUUGUCGGAAAAGUGCAGUGCAAAAUCUAGUAAGUGGAAUUUCAAUGUUUAUCGUGGAAAAGUAGUGAUUCGAGGUGGGUUUUUCGCAGGACUCCCAACCAAAGUGUCUGCUGCUUCGCCAUCAUCGGCGUUUGGGAUUUCGCACGCACACACACACACAAUUUUGCCACACUACGAGAGAAAGGUACAUAAGAAGAAAGAACGCCAUCCUCAUUUUUUUUCCUCGGAUUGGAUUGAAACACCGAACGGUUUAGAGGUUCCGUCGGGUCGUAAUCGCUAUGGAGGUAGAUGAAAGUCCGGAAGUUACCGCCGGUGCCAACGUGGUAACGACUGAAGAAGAAGAUCCGACUGCUUCGACACCAGUUCCCAAGGAUGAUGUGCAGGAACAGUCAACGGGAGUGCUCCGGUCGAUUUUGUCCGAGGAGGAAGUGGCUGCCAUUCCGGCCGAGACGACCAGGAAGAUCGAAGGGCAUUACGAGCAGAAGCUGGAAGAGUUUCUGACCGCAAAAGCUCUCUGCGAAACGGCAAAAACCAAUGUUGAAGAACUAAAAGUUGAUUACGAGAAGCAAAUUGAGGAGCUUACGUUGAAGUACCAGGAUGAGUCGUCCAAGUUCCAUUUCUCUCAGCAAAGUGUGAAAGAGCUCCGAUUGGAGCUGGAAGACUGCAAGCAGGAAAUGACUCAGGGUAAGGAAAAGGUUAAGCAAAACGAUGCCGACACAGCACGAUUCCGUCGAGAACGUAACGAAGCAGUGAACGAGCGGGACACGCUGCUGAAUGCGGUCGAGCGAAAGACUUUGGAAGUUGAACGGCUGCAGGCUGAUGCGCUUGCUCUGGAGCAGAAACUAAAGGUUGCCAAUGUGACAAAGUGCGAGGCAUUGACUAAGUUGGAGGAAAUCCAGAGCAAAGAGUUCUCGCUUGAUUUCAAGGAAAAGCGAAUGGACAAGGAACUGUCAAUGCGGGACAAUCAGAUCCAGAAACUCACGGAGGACCUGAACCGGGCGCUGCAGGAUUUGCAAAACGUUCGUCGGGAUCAGAACUUCAAGUCAUUGACGACGGAUACGAAACUAACGGAGAAGACUGAAGAGCUCAAGAUUGCUACGGCUCAGAUUGCACAUUUGAAUGAGCAGAAUCAAGAUCUCAGUACCCGGGCUGAGGACUUGGCCAACAAAAUGUUGCAACAAAGUGAGGAAACACGAAAAAUGAUGGACCACUACCGGAAGGAACUGCAGUCCCAGACGAAACUGUGCGAGUUGUACCAGGAGGACUGUGAGGAUAACAAGAAACAGACCGAAGAACUGGGUGCUGCGGUUUCAGAGCUGAAGAAACUGCUGAACGAGGCAAGUGAUUCGUACGGAAAGCUAGAAACGCAACAGAAGACACUGAUCAUGAAGCACGAAAAGGAGCUGGAAACAAAUAAUCAGACCAUUCAGCAGUUGAAGGAUGAGCUGAAGAAUGCGAAUCACCUGUUGAAGCUGGCACGGGAAGAAAGCUUGGAGCAUGCGGUUGAGAAGUUGGCUCCAUCCGCUGCAGCGACGAGCCGCUUGAUCAAGUCCGGUAUGACGCUGACCGAGUUGUACACGAUGUACGUUAAAGCGGCGGAGGAUUUGCAGGUUGAAAAGAAGGAAAACAGUAAGCUUCAGCUGCAGAUCAAGAAUAUCGUCCAAGAGCUUGAAGAACGUGCUCCGGAACUGACUCGUCAGCAGAACGAGUACCAAAAUUUGAAGGACGCUAACGAGGAGAUGAGUCUGCAGUUAAACAAGUUGAUUGAAGAGAACGCGGACACUCGUUCGGAGUUGGUUUCGAUGCAGGACAAGGUUCGAUACCUUGAUAGCGAGAACAAAAAGUUCAAGAUGGAACGUGGAGAUUUGAGUCGGCAGAUUUGCCAUCUAUUGCGCGAGAUCGAACAAAUGCGUGGAGGUUAUGCUUCGGAGGCUGAUCAGUCGAUUUCGUCCGACAUGAGUGCCAACGAGGUGAUUACGAAGAAGCUGGUAACGUUCACUGACAUUCAAGAGCUUCAGGAAAACAACGUCAAGCUGCUGCUGGUGGUGAGAGACUUCAGUGCUAAGCUCGAAGAACUGGAAGUGGCCCAGAAUGCAAUGAGCCAGGCAACGUUCGAGGCGAAGAUUGCUUCAUACAACAAACGACUCCAGGAGAUGCAGGAAACGCAAGAUUAUCAGACGCAGAUGAUGCAGCAAUGCAUUCAGCAGCGAGAUCGCUACAAGAAGAUGUACCACGAUGCCAUGCGUAGCUACAAUACCGUGGGAUGUAAGGGAACAUUGGGUGCCAGUUUGAAUGGAUCGCUCUCCGGGGAGAAUGCGGACGUUGCUAUGGAUGAGGAGAUCCCGAGUGCUUCUACGGUUAGCGCCAUUUCCAGUGAAGCGGUUGUCGAGAAGGAGAAGAAGAUUAUCGAACUGGAGGCGAAGGUCAAAGAGAAUAAGCAACUAUUGAUCACACUGAAGGAAGAGUACGACAACUAUCGGAAGGAGAAGCUUACCAACGAUAAGAUGAUGAACGAACAGUUCGAUUCCAUGCGAACGGAACUUCGGGAGCUAUCUUCGAAGAACAUCAAACUGGUGGCCACCGUUGAGUACAAUAACGAGCAGAUUAAAAUCCAACAGAAGAAUGUGGCUACCUACAAGAAGCAGAUUUCUACGCUGGAAGAACGCAACAAGAACUACGAGACCACGAUCUCCAAGCAGGAAGCCACAAUCAUGUACCUCAAAGACGAAACGAUGAGCGCUCAGUCGAAGCUGGCUCGGGCUGAAGUCCAAUUGGAGAACCUGAAGCACGAGUGUCGCAUCCUUAAGGAUGCCGAAUCUAGACUGCAAACUGAACGUGAAAUUCUCAACCGGGAGCGCCAGAAUCAGAACCUUCUGUUGAACAACCUCGAAAUGAUCAAGGUUACCAUGGAACGUUCGGAAGCAGAAGGUCGCAUCCGCCUGGAGACCCGAUUGGACGAAACAUCUCGCGAAUGUUCAGCUCUGCGACGUCGUCUCCAAGAGGAACAGGAUCGAUUCCGUGAACUCACCACUCAUCUUGAACGGCAGAUGCAGACGGCAAAGCAGCGAAUGGAAGAAGAAAUGGCCAUCGCCGAGACCGUCCAGGCAGAACUCAAGAACACUCGCGACGAGCUGGAAAUCAAAUCCAGAAAGAUUGACGACCUGAGCAAGAAACUGCAGGAGACUCUGUCGCCCAACGACGAGGACAACCCGGUAUCGCAAGCCAACAAAAAGAUCCGCGAACUAGAGCAGAAGCUGAAAGAAAGCGACAUCGAGGUCGAAUCGCUACGCAAAGAGCUGGCCACUGCCAAGGAACACGUCAAGCAGUACUGCAAUAUGUCCGAAUCCUCCGAGAAGGAACUCAAGGAUCUCAACGAACUGUACACCACCUACAAGACGCAAACCGAAACCGAGCUUACCACCCUCAAGAAGAGCGAAACCGACCUGAAGGCCCAAGUAGAAGAGCUUAAGACGGAAAAUUCCCUCAAGAAAACAGGCGAACAGCUGACGUCCUCCACUGAUAGCGAAUCAGAAUUGCACAAAGCUCAGGUUGAGUUGAAGGAAGCUCUGGAGAAGAUCAGUGACAACAAUAAAGACUUGCGCGAACUGCGGGAAAAGAACAACUCCUUACUGGAGCAGUUGCAGGUUGCCGAACAGAAGUACGCCAACGAAAUGGUGCAGCAUUCAUGCGACAUACAGCAGUUGUCCAGCCUCAAGGAAGAAGUCCAGAAAACGAAACUGCAAUUCGAUGAACUUAAGCUGGCUCGUGAUCAGGCCAUUGAGCGAUUCAACACCAGCGAAGAGUGCUGGAAGAAUCGCGAAGAAAUGAUGAAGAAGGAAGUUGAUCAGCUGGAGGAACGACUAUCGGAUUUGAACUCCCAAAAUGCAGCGCUACACGAUCAGAUUCAGAGUCUCAGUACGAAGCUUUCGAUUUCAGCGGCCCAUGUUCUGGAACAGAAGCAAGCCGAUGAAUCCAUGAACGACAGCACCAUGGAGGAUGGGCCGGUGCUUAAUAAGUCGAUUUCGGACGAGGAGAAACGCUCCGUUGAUCAGCUGUUGCAGAUCAUCAAGUACCUCCGGAAGGAGAAGGACAUUGCAGUGGCCAAGUUUGAUAUCCUUCGCUCGGAGAACGUACGAGUGCAGUCGGAGUUGAUGAUGUUCCAGAAGAAGUUGGAGGAAGCGCAGUCCGAGCUGGCCACCGAGCGGGAGAAGUCCGAAACUGGAGUGGUAACUGCUGCCAAGCACGAGGACAUUCUGAGAAAACUUGAGACAUACAAUGCAAUUACUGAUAGCAAUCGGGUGCUCCGGGAGGAGCGAGAUGGCCUGAACAAGCGAAUUAAGGAGCUGUCCGAACGCUUGCUGAAGGCCGAAGAUGAACUGUUCCCGUUGCAGGAGAAGGUCCGUGAAUUGAGCGUUAAGAUCGAAUCGGCCACCAGUGAGAAUUCGACACUGCGUUUGGAAGCGACCAGAUGGAGACAGCGAGCGAAUCUGCUGGUGGAACGUUCGAACAAGACCAGCCCCGAAGACUGGAAGCGUCUGCAGACCGAACGGGAGAAUCUAGCCAAAAUGCUCACCCAAGAGAAGGAACUGUUGAAGAAGUCCAGCGAAGAACUGAAUUCGAUCAGGGUUGAGAAGAGCAAAAUGGAAGUGGAGGUUUCGAACCUCAUGAAGCAACUGAGCGGUUCGGCCGAGCAGAACAAAAGGUACGCCGAGGAGUUGGAUGUACUACGUCAAGCGGGAGCCAAGAUGACUACCGAGAUUGGUGAGGUGAAGAGUACGUUGGUGAAGCGCGAUGAGGAACUGAAGAAAAUGACGGAUGAGAUUGCCACUAAAGAGGAACAAUUGACGGAUGCCAAGAGCAAGGAACAGCAGAUUCGGAAGAUUGCCAAGCGAUACAAGGAUUCGUACAUCGAGCUUAAGAAACAGGUUGACGAGAAGGAAGGUGAAGGUGCUAAGGCUGUGGGAGAAGGUGCCGCUGGAGAACCAAGUGGAGAAGGCACUAACGCCGAUCAACAGGAGAAAGCCACCGAGAACACCGUGUCGGAACUCAAGGGAGAGAUUGAAACUCUCAAGCAGGAGACCGAGCUACUCAAGGGUAAACUGGAGAAGGCUGAGCGCAAUCAGGAGAUUCUGAAAGACGUUAAGCAUCGAAUUCUUAGUCUUACCGAAACGAAGAACACCGUCACUCGAGAGCUUACCAACGCGAAGGCACAGAUCCAAUCGCUGGAACACGUUCGCGAUGAGAACGAACUGUUGAAAUCGCAAUACGAAGGACGCAUUUCCAGAAUUAGCAAGGAACAUAGCGACCAAGAUAAGGAGAAAACAGAUGCUAUCGCUCGUCUGUCGCGUGAAAACGAACAGCUUACAAUGCGGUUGAAUCAACUCACCCGGCAGCUGGGGCUACAACAGGUAUCCAAGCCGUCUACCAGCGCUACCGGAUCGUCGGAGAAGACAUCAACGGAAAGUCCACGCACUGCCAACGUGAAGCCAAUUCCUGGUCCAAGUGCCCAGCAAUCUGCUACCGUAACACCCCGUCGUGGAGGCGAAACUCCUUUGGCCAGCAUCCGACCAAUGUCGGUGCAGGCUAGCAGCCGAACAGCAGCCGUCCUUCCCACAAGCCAAACCUCGAAUAACGUCGCAAUCGUACAAGGUUCCUCCUCAUCUUCGUCGUCAUCCAACACUGGCACCAGCAGUAGCAGCGUCACGGCCCUGGUCCCACCUCAGCAGCAGGUCCACACUACCGGAAGCAACAACAACUCUAACGAAUCCAUGUCCUCGUCUCCGACCAGCUCUCACACUGACUACAUGCCGGCAACCAGUUCGGCAAACGUGGCCGUGGCUGCCGUUCCUCCCAUGGGUACAGCGUCCACUUCCUCCUCCACGGCCGAGAGCAGCUCGCAGCAGGAGAACGAAAGCAUUCCAGCUCAGCAACCGAACGAACCGGGUCCCUCUCAGGUUCACGUGUCCGCCGGUCAACCGUCGUCCCAGGCGGUGGCCCUCGUUUCGCCCCACAUCGAAGGUGCACCGCAAAAUAGCAGCAGCGUCGUGGCCCAGUCGGCUCAGUCCUCGCCGCAGGUACAGCAGCCACCGCCGCAGGAGCAGCAGAACCCCGCCCCCAGCACCAGCGGCACCUCGUCCAAUGCUCAACAGAUCGCCCUCAGCAGUCACCACCAGGCGUCCACUUCGAGCAACACCGUAACCACGUCACAGGCUGCCGCCGGACACAAACGCCCGAGGGACGUUGAAGGUGAUAGUUCGACCGACACCGUGGAACAACCGGGUGAAAAGUCCGCCCCGGUCAACAAGCGCACCCGAAUGCAGGGCGGUGAAACGUUCCAAAAAUUGCAGGGUGUCACUGAGUCCGGAUUGGACGUGGAGUAUCAGGUUCCGACAUCGUCGCAGCGAGAUCAGGAGGAUGACAUCAUCGUGGUCGAUUCAGAAGAAGAAGGCAUGGCCGACGAGGGAACUGCAGACGAAGGUACCGCCGAGGCUGAUGAUGGUCCAUUCGAGGGCUACGAGGCGGAGGAAGCGUACGAACAGGACGAACCGGAGAUGGCUGGCAACUAUGACGAAGGUGAAGGUCCCGAUAUCGACGAAGACAACAUUCAGUCGGCUAACAAUGAAGUCGAUGUAGACGAUGACAAUGAAGUUCCUAACCAAUCGGGUACGUCUUCGUCAACUACCGGAGCGCAGGUUGCUCCGGAUGCAGAGACCUCCAGUACAAGCGUUGGGCAGAGUAGCAAUGCUGGACCUUCUACGUCCUCAGAUGGUCAAGCCAUGGAAAGUAGCAGCCUGUCGAACACCAACGAAGUACAGCAAAUCCAGAGCAUCAGCAGUGGUAGUGGCGAACCGUCGGGUCCGUCGACUUCGUCCACUACGUCAACGGCUGGUUCUGCCGGUUCUGCUACGGCUGCUGCAUCAACGUCCUCUGCGACCACAUCAUCAUCGACAUCGUCUUCCACGGGUGGUUCUUCAGCCACGGCGGCAGUCGCGGCUUCCAGUGUCGGAUCACCCUCGCAGAGCCGACGGCAGGUGAAUCCAUUGGCUAGACAGCAACAGCAACAGCUACUGCUCAUGCAGCAGAACUACGAGGAAAGUGCAGACGAUCGCAUCGUGCCGAGCACGCCGACCCUGUAUGUGCCGCGACGAACCGAUGGUUUCAGCGAUGCCGUGAGCUCACCGCAUCCGCAUGUGCCGAAUGCGCGGUUCACCUUUGCGGAAACCGGUCGCUCCGGUGCUAGUUCGGCAGCUGAAGCCCAUCAGCUGCUGCCUGAGGGUAUCGAUGAUACCAGAAUGGACCUUUCCCAGCUGGAUGAGUCCGGUGCCGCUAGUGGCAGUGGUGCUACUGGCCGUAGUGUUCCCAGCACUCCUCAGCAGACGUCACCGAACGAACAUGAACGGGUCGUCAUUCACGGGGAUUUGGCUGUUCCGUCGAACAGUAGCAACGAAGCCGAACAAGCGGGAGAACAGCUGGCUCCAAGUGGAAGUGCACUUUCGGUUGCAGCCAUGGAAGAGAUUGAAGCGCACGAAGCUGAAGAAUCGAUUGCAGGACCUUCCGGUGUGAGCAGCGAGGGCGAAGGACAAGUCCCAGAGGUUACCGUGUCUGCCGUGGAAGAUGACGAUGACGAUUACAUCACGGAAUCGACGAUGGUCGAGACGAGGGUCGACCACGACCAGGCGGCAACCACUUCGGAGGCUACUCCUGCGCCGUCCGGCGAGCAGAUGGACGAUGAUGAUUUGGAUAUGGAUAUGGAGGAAGAUCGGGACCGGAGUACGGGAACCGGUGGAGAAGACGAAUCGGGUGACGGUGUCACUUCGGAAGGCGAAAAGCCGGGAACGUCCACCUCAGCUCUCAUGGAAGAAGGAAGCGAAGCAGAAGUUCUACCAACUCCAGCCACGCGGGCUCGUGGUCGUGGCCGCGGCCGUCGUUUUGGACAGCGUGGCAGUAUUGUCAGAGCUACCACUUGGAGUGAAGGUCGAUCUUUGAACCGUUCCGGACCAUCAAUGGCCCCCAAUAAUCAACAGCGAUCGCCGAUGGGCAGUCCCAACAGAGCAUUCCAUCACCACCAAGGAUCGCCGCAUCGCCAGUACCAGCACUACGCGCAGCAACAGGUCAGCCCGCCGAUGCGCCGGAAUACCCGUUCGGCACGUUCACGUCGUUCUACACCAAACUAUCGUCCUUAGAAGACGGAUGUUCCGUUAAACUUACACGUAAGAUAUUUAUUAGGAAGACGCUUCUCAAGCUGGAUUGAGGCCAAGUAAGUUGCACAUUUUUCUCUCAGUUUCUUGAAUCCACCAACCAAAAUAUUUUCGUUGUACAAAACCAUAUUUGUAGCCAGUUUUCCGAACGAGCGGAAUUGAUCUCCGAGUGAUUCGCGGAGGUUUCUUAGGUAAACACAUUUAUUAUUAGAUGUAGCGAGUAAACUGUGGUGUUCACAUAAUUAUUCAAAUAUUAAUUCGGCAUUCACAUCACCCGGUAGAAGCU